CUCAAGGACAAUAUUCAUAUAUGCAGGAAUGGCCCAACGGCCUCCUCUUCAGCUGCUGAAAUCCGGAACAGGCUGAAUUGUCCACCAGGGUCCACGCUCUGGCAGAGAGCUGUUCCAGAACCAUCCCACUCCUAAAAUGGGGUCGCCCAAAUAUUGGCCUCAGACAAGUCUGAUUCGUCGCUAUAGCGAGGAGUGCAACACUAUUAUCAUGCGGCCUAACCGGAUUCCACGAUAGUUGCCCACUCUUUGACCCAACCCCACAGGAAGGCAUUGCAUCAGGCUCCCUCCCCCCGGCUGUCUAAACGGCGUUUGUCUUUAUCUGGCGCCGUGGCUUGACUUCUUCCCGUGGCUCCCAACAUUCUACGGAGUAAUACACUACCAAUACCAAGUUCAACAACCGGGAACCACAGGGACGACAAUAGGUAUACACGCCGUAUGACGAGAUGGUAAUCACCACAUACCAGCUCAAUGGAGAAUCACAAGCUCCGACCGCCCAGUACCAGCCCUAUUCCUCUCAGACCUCAUCUGGACCUUUGCCCGCAAAUACCGCACCCAGCAACCCCCCCGACGGAAUUACGGUGAACUCGCAGGCGAGCUGGGGAGGAUAUGGCCAACAGCAGUCAGAACCAGGUCCGCAAAUUCACGAGCUAACAGCCAGCAGCGGUCCGCCUCAGACCCCUGCCCAGCCAGCCGUUCAAAGUGCGGCGCUGUCGCCAGGAACCUUUCCUAUUGUAGCUCAAUAUGCCACUCUUCACGCCACUCUCCAAGCACAGCAGAAGAUAACCUCCCAGCACAACCUGAGCCAAGUGUCAGAUAAUGCGGCCCAAGUCACCCCAGUCCAGCCACCCACCUUUACAGGAGUAUACCAGGCUCAACCACAACCCCCCACACAAAUACAAGCCACACAAGUACCCCAGGUAGUCUAUGCUGCUCCGUCACCCCCUACCGAGUUGCCAGCCCAAGGAGUCCAACUGGUCGCUGCAAACCAAUACACGUAUGUGGCGCAACAAGCACCAGUCCAACAAGUUCAAGGCCUUCCAUCCACUGCUCCGCUACAGGCUCAAGCAACCACCCUCGUUCAGGCCCAGAGUCCCGCAGCUUAUGGCGGCCUCCAAGGGAACGUCUCGGUCUAUCAACAACCCCAGUCCGCCCCAGGACUCUUAGAGCAAACCGCGUACCAGCUACCCGCAGCUCAGUUGCAGUACAUACCCACGCCAUCCACGGGCCCAGUAAUUCCGCAAGUCGACGUCCCGUUCUUCGAAGCUCCCCCGACAUCUGCUGCCGCCCAGAACCAGCGGACUUCAAAGAUAUGGAGCAAAGAGUCAGCCAGGAACGCCUCCAAGACGGCAUGGAAGCACAGCAAGAACUUCCUCGUCAAGACAAACGACGUGGUCGAGAAGGUCAUCGCCCCCAUCAUGCCCAUACUGACGAUGGCGGAUCCCGAGACUGCGGCGGCGUACCGGUUGCAGCAGCAGUUGAAGGCGGGGGUCCAGGCCCAAAGCCGACAGAACCAGUCUCUGAGGCCCGGGGCAUCGGCCGGUCCACAGCCAGCCAUGCAGCAGCAGAUCGUUGGUGUGGAUAACCUGGGUCCGCUUAUCGCCAUGUUGCAGGCUGCUGCUCAGACGGGCGACAUGCAAGGACAGCAGUCUGGAGGUGGCUCGGAGGCGGUCUUGCUAGCGGCUCUGCUUCAGCAGCAGAUCCAGCAGCAGCAGCAGAUCCAGCAACAGCAGCAGAUCCAGCAGCAGCAGCAGCAACAGCAGCAGCAGCAACAGCAGCCACGAACAUCACUGCAGACGCAGCCAAACCGCAAGCCCGUCCCGUCGGCGGCGACUAACAACGCCCCUGUGGUUCAGAACUCGGGACCUCCUCCUGUUGGCACAGCACCAGGGGCCCCAGGAAGCGCGCAGAACCAGGGUGCCCCCGUUCCUUCGCUUGAAACCCUCCUUGCUGCGCUUGCCCUUCAUGCCCAGAACUCCCAAGCCCAGAACUCCCAAGUCCAGAACUCCCAAAGCCAAGUACAACAACAGCAACAACAAGCCAACCCCGCCGCAACCCAGCCGCCCGCCCAGCAACCACCACCCAGGACCCAACCCAGGACACCACCAACUGGGCCCACCACCGCGCCCGCGUCUUCGGCAUCCAAGACAUCCUCCUACCCCCACAGCACAACCUCUCCUCCCCAAGCCGGACAAUCCUAAGGGGCGACAUCCACCCCACCAUCCUCGGCGGCUCCUCCCCGGCCCACUUCGAGAUCGAGCUC
Molecule: messenger RNA, 2260 nt
Organism: Phialemonium atrogriseum
Lineage: Eukaryota; Fungi; Ascomycota; Sordariomycetes; Cephalothecales; Cephalothecaceae
Exons: 2
Coding region: 444-2198 (584 amino acids)
Source: RefSeq, a predicted model, not a curated record